UAACAAUAAGCUCCUCGAAAUUUGCACUCGCAAAAGCUGCAUACAUCUCAACAAUCCUCAGAAACCCUUCGUAGCACAUAUCUUCCAAAAUGUCGUUCCAAGACAAAGUUCAGGGAACCAUCUCCCAAAUUGAUAAGGAACUCUCCAAGUACCCAACCUUGAACAACCUCGAGAAGCAAAGCAACGUUCCCAAGGUCUACGCUUUCUUGGGUGUUAUUGCAUUCUACUUCUUUUUCAUCUUCUUCAACAUCGGAGGUCAGCUUCUUACCAACCUUGCGGGAUUUGUUCUUCCAGGGUACUACUCUUUGGAUGCUUUGUUCAGCACUGGAAAAACGGACGACACUCAAUGGCUCACGUACUGGGUUGUAUUUGCCUUCUUGACUGUGUUUGAGAGCGUGUUCACCGUUGUCUACUGGUUCCCCUUCUACUACACCUUCAAGUUCAUCCUUGUUUUGUGGCUCGCACUCCCAAUCACCAGCGGUGCCCAAAUUGUAUUCCGCUCCUUCAUUUCACCAGUCUUCUCCAGAUACUUCUCUGGAGCUUCCAAGGUCAGCGCCAGCGCAGACAAGUCCUUGUAAUGGACUAACAAGCGUGUACCACUAUCGUGCUGCCGAAUUCAUUCACCUAAGCAAUAUAUGGGUGGAAUAGUGGGAACAUGCACAAAGUCACAAAUGAAGAUUGUAGGCGUCAGACUAUAAGGGGGGUGGUGUCUUGAGCCGUGGACGUUGAAGGUGGAGUCGCAAAUGCCAACCAUGAUGCUGGGGAACAUUGCAACGAAUUCCUUAUCAUGUAUGGGAUAGUUCAGGUGCUCUGUUGAUAUGACCUGAAACGUAUCAAGAUUCUCGUAAUUCUUUGUUGGUUCAGAUUGCUGGGGUAUAUGGUAGAGGA
Messenger RNA from Botrytis fragariae, 888 nucleotides. RefSeq names its product putative membrane biogenesis protein yop1 protein. The transcript is spliced from 4 exons. The record is from RefSeq and is a predicted model, not a curated record. The coding region runs from base 90 to 578 and encodes 162 amino acids. NCBI's taxonomy places the organism in Eukaryota, Fungi, Ascomycota, Leotiomycetes, Helotiales, Sclerotiniaceae.